Melanotaenia boesemani (Boeseman's rainbowfish) is the source of this 4964-nucleotide messenger RNA. RefSeq names its product solute carrier family 25 member 22a (gene slc25a22a). The transcript has 11 exons. The record is from RefSeq and is a predicted model, not a curated record. Gene Ontology annotation, biological process: aspartate transmembrane transport; malate-aspartate shuttle; L-glutamate transmembrane transport. The coding region runs from base 287 to 1225 and encodes 312 amino acids. Gene Ontology annotation, molecular function: L-aspartate transmembrane transporter activity; L-glutamate transmembrane transporter activity. Lineage: Eukaryota; Metazoa; Chordata; Actinopteri; Atheriniformes; Melanotaeniidae.
CACUAGAGGACCCUUUUAAAUCCCCUCUCUACUUUUUAUUUCUCCACUGAAGCCAGGCUGCUCCCCCUCCCUCCCUGGAUUGCUUGCCUUCACUCACACCUCCUCCGCUGUUCUCAAAUACUAGUAAACCCGGUAGGUUAGCUACUGUCGGUCUGUCAGCCAAAGAUCCAGAUUCUAACCGGUUUGAUUUCAGUCCACAAUCCCACCAGAGGAGACAGCGGAAACGACACAGUGUGAAUUACAACUAACAAAAAUAACCAAGAGAGAACCCAACCACUUAAGAUAAAUGGCUGACAAGCAGAUCAGUUUGCCUGCCAAAUUGAUCAAUGGGGGGAUUGCUGGCCUAAUUGGAGUGACCUGUGUGUUUCCCAUUGACCUGGCCAAGACUCGCCUACAAAACCAGCAAAAUGGAUCACGCCUUUACACCAGCAUGUCAGAUUGCCUUAUUAAGACCAUCCGGUCAGAAGGGUAUUUUGGGAUGUACCGAGGAGCUGCGGUGAACUUAACGCUAGUCACGCCAGAGAAGGCCAUCAAAUUGGCUGCUAAUGACUUCUUCAGGCAUCACCUCUCAAAGGAUGGAAAACUCACUCUGUUCAAAGAGAUGCUGGCUGGGUGUGGGGCAGGUACAUGCCAGGUUAUUGUAACAACUCCUAUGGAGAUGUUGAAAAUCCAGCUCCAGGAUGCUGGAAGGAUUGCUGCUCAGAGGAAACUCAUGCCAGAGACGGUGGCAGCAGGUACCGUGGAGACAAAGUCCCCCACGGCUAUGCAGCUUACCAGACAAUUACUGAGUGAAAAAGGCAUUGCUGGACUUUAUAAAGGCCUUGGUGCCACAUUGCUCAGGGAUGUUCCUUUCUCCAUCAUCUAUUUCCCCCUUUUUGCCAACCUGAAUAACCUGGGAAAAAAAGACGCAGAGGGCCCAGCUCCUUUCUAUGUGUCGUUUAUAUCAGGCUGUGUAGCAGGAAGCACAGCGGCUGUUGCAGUCAACCCUGUUGAUGUUAUAAAGACCAGGCUGCAGUCACUGAACCGAGGGAGCACAGAGGACACAUACAGCGGAGUGACUGACUGUAUCAGGAAAAUCAUGCGCAAUGAGGGUCCAUCGGCCUUCCUGAAGGGAGCCUACUGUCGAGCCCUGGUCAUUGCACCUCUGUUUGGCAUUGCACAGAUGAUCUACUUCCUGGGUGUGGGUGAAUUUGUCCUCAGCCUCUUGCCUAAAAAAAACAACUAAAGAGCACAUUUUUUCUGCCAUUCCCUCCCAUGAUGGAUCACAUCAACUACAAGGAUUCAUCUUAUCCUGACACAAUUAUUUUGGGGGUGGGGUCAGUGCACGACAAGUUAUUUAGUUUUUGGUUAGUUGUGUUGAAUGUUUAGAGUUCAAGGGGAAGCCUUUGUAUGCCAAGCUGCCUGUGGUGACACAUUGAAUUCCAGUUGGCAGAUUCCACUUGCUCUCUGGAAAUGAAGCCACAUUUAUCAGUUCAGCAUUUUAAAGGAAUAUUGCAGCAACAUGUUUUUUUAUUAUUAUUAUUAUUUUUAACAAGAUUGUUAAAUUUGCAAAGUAUAUGGUUGCUGCAGGUUUGCAGGCCCUAUAGUACUUAAUUUUUAGACCAAAUUUUUAGACAUUAUAAACCCCCAGCAACCCAUCUGAAUUCACAAUUUAUGACUAUCCUAAAUUGAAAAUCAAAAGCACAUUCCUCACUUAAAUUUUUGGUAACUGUACGUCUGGUCGAAUACUUUCUCAGACUUUAUGUAUUUAAAGCUAAAAUACAUAGUAUUAGAGAAUAAUUCACUGUAUGAGCCCAGUUAAUGUGUUGAUGUGAUACCAGCACAAUCCCUAUGAUCUUUCCACUUCCCUUCCUGUACAGUAAGUGGUUGUAAUGAACUCACCCAUUCAGCUCUGAGCAGACUUUGAUUGCCUUGUCUUUUCAAGUAGAUCAGGUUCCACCCCAUAUUUAGUGCUACCACAAUGGUUUGACUGUUCUGCCUUCAUGAAAGAUGCCUCUGUUUCCUGGUUACACACCGACUGAAGCUACAGUUUUAGUGUUUGAACAUCAUGGAUUGCUGCAAACUACAUGUUUCCAUUGUUUGACCUGGAAUCACAAUCAGAAAAAACACAAAACAUUAUGCAUUUUUUGACUUUUAGAUCUUUAGAUAAGUAAAAAAAAAAAAAACAACACCACAAUAAGUGAGGUCACUACAGUUUUUUUUUUUUUUUUUUUUUUGCAUUUGUGCACGAUGGAAGAUGCCUGCUGUUACAUCACUGAUUGGACUGUAGGCUAAAGUGCAGCAUGCAGCAGCAGUUUUCUGCCGUGUGUUAUUUAUUGUGGAUUCAGAGGCAUUAGUUGCGAGCACGGACAGGUUGAAAGUAAUUUUUAUUUAUAAACCAAAUGAGUAAAGCUAACUAAUAAGUCAGACAUCUUGAGUUUCAGAAGGUGUUCUGAAACUCCUGAUCACAGUCAUCCAUUGUGGAGCGGAGUAUUUUCCCCUCUUAGAUACAGACAGGGUUAUUUUUGUUUACAGAUGAGUUCACACUCAAUUUUAAUGCUUUGUGCAAACUUGAAUUCAGUGGCAGGACCCAAAGAGCUUAUGAAAAAUCAUUCUUUAUCAGAAAAAUCAAACCACUGUGUUCUCAGUGUUGUACCAUUUUGACCAAACAUUUCUCCAUGUUUGCUUUAGAGGUUUUAUUUGCUUUAAGCUGUCAGGAAAAAACAGCCCUGCCGUAUCUUGUUUGUGCAUCACAGCAACACUGAAGCCCUGCCAUUGGUUUAUCUUGUCGGAGAUCAAGGUGACUUUGAUGUGGAUUAUCCAAUCACAUUCCUUCCUUGCUCCCGCUGGUCAAGCAGCUCUUUAAUUGUUCUGUUGCAACUGUGGAUACACAGUGCAACUUUUUGGUGUAAUAUCAUUUGUGGGAGUGAACUUUACUUAUCAUUCCUUUCUGGAGGCAGUAUAGCACUAUGUAUUUGUAUGUGUUGUUUUUUUUUUCUGUGUCAAACUGUCCACCUUAACUAUAUUGUACAUAUGCAGAUGAUAUCAAACUUUGUUUUAGGAUUUAUUGUUUGGUAAAUGAUGGCUUAUUUGCACACCUACCUCUCCACCUCCCCUCAUGAAUCCAAAUUGUAGUGAUUUUAUGUUAUGAUGAUGUGGACAUAUCACAUGAAGGAACAGAAAUGCAAAAAGCAUCAUUUAAUUUUAAAUGCAACAUAUUUUGGAGAUUUUUUUUAACUGUCUGCCAAGGGGAACACUAGUAUAGAUUUUCUUAGAUUGUUUUUCGGAGGCGCCAUUUCUCCUGAGCUGUUGGAUAAAUCUAUGUGCGAACCAGUUCCUUACUGCUGAAUCCCAGGACCAAAUGAAGAAUCUUAAUGUUCUUAGAAAUGUAGUUUCAAAUGAAUGAGUUAUAGCAGUGCUUGUGAAAAUGACAUGAAAUGUAAAACCACCCUAGACAAGCUCAACAGAGUUCAUGUUAAUGUAAAUCUGUCUGAAUGGUGCUCCUUCUAUGACGUAGUUGCAAUAUGACAGUGGCAGCACCAAGACCAAGGCUGCACUGCGUGAAUCACAUGCAAGCUCUUCUCAGCAUUGCCAGUGUCUUAACUGAAAGCCAUAAGUCAGAGAAGGACUGCUAGGCAUUGACUGGCAAUGAUGGCAGAUGACAGGCUGAGGUACAGGAAAUGGCAAAAAACAUAGACCCUCCUACUCUUGUGAGCUUGGCUUUAUAAAUUACUGUUGAAGUUUUUUUUUUUGUCUCUGACGUUCCAACUUGAUUUUGUAUAUGCAUAUGUAGUUAUUGUGAUCACAAUGCCUACGUUUGUGUUGCUGAGAGCAUUAUAACUUCUCACCUCUCACCCCUCCCUCAUUGUCUUUGUAUUGUUUUUUCUAUCUGUUUUUGGUUGAAUUUUGAAACAAGUGUCGUGCGAGUUGUUUUGUUUUUGCUCAGCUGUGAAUUUUCACCAACCUUGUGCAUUUGGUUAUGUAUGUGCGUGUGUGUCUGACAGUGUAGUGCUGUAGUUGAUGUGUAGUUGUUAAGAGUGACUCUACGGUAUAUUUCUCUUUGAUUGUCGAGCCCCCUGCUCUCUCCCUCUGUGUGUUUGUCACAAUCCUCUGCCAUUUACUCGAGCCAGCAUCCACCGCCGGGGUGCAGGCCAAUGGAGAGGAACUUACAAAACACCAAAAUGUUUAAUUUAAAGUGUACACAAUCAAAGAAAGCACAAAUUAUUAUUAGGCAUAAAAACUACAUGGCCCUCUGAAUACUUUUGGAAACUUAUAUGCUGAUUUAUGGACACAAAUUGUAGUAAUUAUUUCUGUAAAUCUUGAUUGAAAUAUGCUUUUUAGUGUUAGAAGAAAUGUUUAUCUAUGACUGUAAAACUUUAGGGCUGAGACAACAGGUCAUCAGAGACCCACACGAUGGUGUCCACUGUUACCCAUCAGCAGAUAGCCACAAAAAAUAUAUUGCCUACAUAUUCUAUAUAAAUCAAAUAUAAGAAUGUAACUUAGAUAUUAUGAGAUGUAUUAUAAUUAUGGUAAAGAUUUUAUUACAGUUUAAUCUAAAGAUUUGUGCUUUACAUGUUCACAGAAAAAUUCAUGAACCAGCUCACUGAUAUGCAAAAAGCAUAAGCCACACAGAAACACAUAGUAGAGGAAAAUCUGUUAACACUGAACACCACCAAGUAAUCACAACAUUACACAACCUAUGACUAAUGCAACUGGGAAGGUUGGAAGGCCUUUUGGGGUCUGAGCUCAUCUCACGUCCCUGUUCUCUUCCUCCAAGAGGAAUUGUGCAAUACAGCACUUUAAAACAAGGACCCACCCAACCUGCUAUUUACAAAGUCUCUCUAUGACAUAGAGGGUGUUUAUGAAUAUGUGUGGUGAAUGACACUGCUGUCCUGGACAUUAUUUGCAAUGCAAUUGAAAAAAAGGAAAAAAAAAAUUGUGUUCCUUGCCACAAUUUAUCGUUCAAUAAAGUGACUGUCCUUAAA